Messenger RNA from Drosophila biarmipes, 2692 nucleotides. RefSeq lists its product as uncharacterized. Gene Ontology annotation, biological process: nuclear migration along microtubule. Gene Ontology annotation, molecular function: actin filament binding; lamin binding. Bases 185 to 2224 code for a protein of 679 amino acids. NCBI's taxonomy places the organism in Eukaryota, Metazoa, Arthropoda, Insecta, Diptera, Drosophilidae. Gene Ontology annotation, cellular component: nuclear membrane. The record is from RefSeq and is a predicted model, not a curated record. The transcript has 4 exons.
UCGCGUACCGCGGCCAUCCCUAGGUCUGCGAUACUAUUUGUGGUUAUUUUAUGCGCGCGCUAAUGCAUGCCGGCGUUGGGCCAAAAAGUUUGAAGGUUGCCAGCAAGGGAACCACUCAACCAGCGGCAAGGGAACCACUCCGACUUCGUAGAUAAGCGCUCCAAAGGCCAAGAAAGAAGCGAACAUGAUAAGCCUAAUAGUGCCACUGGCAGCGACGGCCAUACCCAUUUGCGCCAUUCUCUUUGUGACCGGCACGUUUCUGUUCAAGGGAUUCCUCAGUAUUCGUUCCCGCUACGACGCCCGCGUGAAUUGCUGGUUCUGCAAUGGCAACGCCCGGGUGCCCUACGCGGAUCGCAACAGUUGGACCUGCCCGAAGUGCGAGCAGUACAAUGGGUUCACCAAGGACGGGGACUACAACCGGGACAUGACCUCGCAGCGGGACUGCAGCGUCGGCUCCCAGAAGAACAGCUCCCACGGCAGCUCGAGCAUCUGCGCGAACUCCUAUUACCAGGAGCUCCUGGCUUCGAAUCCUCCAGAGCCGAAGAAUGGCCUGUGCGACCAGUGCAAUGAGGCCCAGCGCCUGAAGGUCGAGAAGCUGUCGCAGUUCGAGCCCAAGAACGAGUCGCGGUUCGACCAGGAACUUAAGGUUUACCGAGAUCAAUUGGAGAAGCAGUUCCGCCUGUGCAGCAGCUGCGAACGGCACGUGAACAAAGUCCUGCACGAGAAGAAGAAAAUGGUGUUGAGCUCCAAGUUCCUGAACUACAUCAUCAAGGGGGCAUCGCUACUAAAGCAGCCGCACUUCAAUCGCUUGGCCAGUGCCCAAAAGCAGUACAAGCUGCAGCGAUACCGCGCUCUAAUGACCAUCCUGACCGUGGUCAACAUUCUUUGCCUGCUCUGCCGCCUGCCGCAUGCCACAGCCGAUCAGUUUACGACAUUUCUCGGAAAAUUCGUUGGAUUAGCCCUGUUCUAUGCCUACUCCCAUGUGCUGGCCUUAAUUCGCGUACUGACCUCCAGCGCGGGCAUAUUCCUGGAACAGCAAGAAACAACAGCUAAACUAUUGCUGUACUGUCGUACUUUUGGCAAACUACUGCUGUAUUCCGUGGGCUUAAGCCAUCAGCAAGUGCAGCAGGCCACCUUUGCGUCCUGCUUUAUUGGGGUCUACCCAUAUGCCAUGUUGGUCCUGAGUUUCCUGCACAAGAUCAACGACGGGCUGAAGUUUACGCGAUUUACCAUUGCUCUACUGCUGUGGAGUGCGUAUGCCACAGGAACCGAACUGCUGGCUCCUCAUAUAGAUGGAAUCUCUUUUAUACUACUGGGCAGUGUUUUCACCCUGGUUUUGUUGAUCACCAACCAAUCCAAUCUGCUCAGUCAGACGAGUCAGGACGAGUCCGCCUGCGAGAGUUUCCAUCGCCUCUGUGCGGACGAAUGUGACGAGGAAACGCUGAGCAUGCUUAGCCAGCAGUUAAGCGGGUGCAGCAAUACCAGCAAUGGGAAUCUUUCCCUUCCCUCCGCCUCCGUUUGCCACUCUCCCGCUCCCACAAUCUCGCAGCGAACAAUUCAGCCGCCCGCUUCUCUGUUGUCUCUGGAUUCGUUGCACCUGUCGAAGCAGCGGAUGGAACAGCAGGCCUGGGCCUCGAACUAUGGAGGAGCGUCCACAGUGGUUUCCCCGCAGGCCCAACAUCCGAUGAUGUUCCAACAGAAACCGAUGAGGCCAAUGGAGUCGCAAUGGUAUCGUCCUGGAUACGGUAACAUGGCCCAAAGCCAGGUUUUUAACAGAUCCUCGCACAAUCUGUUGAUGCCAUCGCGAUUACCUGCCUUGAGCAGGAAUGUUGGCGGCGCUGAUGUAGGCGCCUGGGUGGCGGCCAAUCAAAGUAUGAACCAGGAUCUUAGCACUGCCAGUCUUAUGAGACAUUACGAGGACAAACAGCAGCAACUCUCGCGCACUUCGUCCCAAUCUUCCGGAUUCGAGUCGCAGCACCGGCCAGAAACGCAAUGGGGAACAGCUCCUCCGACCAUAAGGGAUUACGGCUGGUCCGAUAACCGGGGAAGUCAACGUAACCUGGCUGCUUUCCCGCCCCUAGCAUCGCCCACGCCCACAUUGGCGCCCAGUGAAUUUCAGUGCGCGAGAACUACAGUGCCGCAGCAACAACCGACCAUUCAGCCUGGUGAUUUACUUAGAAAAUGGAUCGAGGCUAGUUCCAAAGCCACACAGCCAAUCCACUGAAAUGUGAUAAAAAUACAUAAAUGUCUAGGAAAUCAGAGGCGAAUUACAAGAUCUACUGAGAUCACAAAGACCAUAGUGAUUCUUAAGAUAGCGAAACAAAUCACAGCCAGCUAGGAAAUAUUACAAAUUUGACUUAACUUAAUUAUCCUCUAACUUAUUGCUUUUGACUAUCAGUUUUUAAGUUUUCUAUUUUACCAGGAGUUCAUCCUUUCUUUACAUGCUAAUUAUACAAAUCAGUUUCGUGGUACCAACCUAGGGACCCCUGAUAAAAGGUGGAAAAAGGGGGCUAGAACUACAGUAAAAACUUUAGUUAUGUAUUUAAUUGAGAAUUAUCUUAAACAGUCUGUUUUUAUCGUUAACUGAACUCAGCAGGAGAUUCUCCUAAAACUUUGUGACUAACAUAAUUUAGGUAAAUUGUUUAUAUAGAAAUGGAUAUUUUUUGAAAUAAAAGUGGAACAAAACAUUAAA